AGUCUUGUAUUUUGGAGCUGGAAUUAUUUGUGGUCGGAUGACAUCAGUUCGGUCCUUUGUGUGGCUGCAAUGAGCCAGUCAGUCGGAGAUAUUCCAAGUUCGCCAGGUGUGAGAAAAAGUCUUCAGGUGUAUUCAACCGUAAUUUCUGCGUUUUCACAAAAUCCAUGGAACAGCAGGGCUUCAAGCAGGUGCGACCGACAGAUCCCAUUAAUGGGAUCACGGUAAUAGGAUUAAGAAAGUGGCAAAUGGAAUCUCACACACCUACAGUACAGAAGCAGUAAUCAGAUUACAGACACACUGACAGAAAGUGAGAACUGAAAUGUACUGGGAGUGAAAAACUAACUUUUUCAUUUCAUUUUAUUGUUAUUAUUAUUUUAGGAAAUUACAGCCACAAUUAGGUCCCAAGAACGCUGUUUGAAAGCUAGAAAAUGUGGCAGGGUCCGCCACAUUUAAACAAAGUAAACUGUGUUGCCCUUUAAGGUCAGUUUGUUUAUUCAGUCAUGAAAACAAAGAAGGCUAGUUUGUUUUGCUUAUUGAGGCACAUCAUGAAGAUCUCCCUCUCCAGAACUACACAGUGCAACCUUUAAAAUCUGAUCCUCGAAGGAAAGGAAGGACGUCUCUGGUCCUGUUACAUUUAUUGUUAAGACAUAACUAUUUGUACAAUUCCAUGUCCACGAUAGAGAUCUCAAGAUGGAUUUGCCACACAGAUGUUCCAACUACAGAGCAGAGGAGGGAAAGAAAAAGAAAAAAAAAAAGAAGAAAAAAAAAGGCAGCUCCUCUUGUCCUCAUCUGAAUCCAGGGCUGCAUGAGGCCACGCAGCACGAGGGCGCCCCCACGCGGACAACAGCGGCGUUACACCCAACCACGUCCCGAUUUCAAACAAGUUAAGUUUCGGUUUCCAAUCAUCAGAAACGAUACCGACCUCUCUCCUUCUCAUCCACCGGAGUGAGCAGGUCGCUGAGCAGUCGCAGACUCGCCGUCCUGCUCGUCGGACACCACGAUGGAGUCAGUCAUACUGAAGUUCAUCUGCUCCAACCAGGGAGCGGUGAACACCGACUAUCUGAUGUUCAACCUCGGUUUAGGGGAUUCGACGAGCGUGUCGGACAUCCUCCGCAACACAGAGAAGUUCGCCUCCUGUUGCCCCUUCGGCCAGCCGAAGGUGGUGGCGAGGACCAGGCUGAGACUGUGCAGGGCCAGGGACUGCCCGGGGUCAUGCGAGGGCCUGCACCUGUGUAAGAACUUCCUCUUCAGCGGAUCCUGCCAGUUCACUCGACAGAGGAGAGGAUGUACCUUCUCCCACGAGCUGGAGUCUGAUCACAAUCAGAGGGUCCUGGGGCACCAUGGGCUGGAGAGUCUGAGCAGGACGGAGCUGUGUACGCUGCUGAUGCAGAGCGACGACAGGCUGCUGCCACCUGUGUGUCAUGAUUACAACAAUGGAGCGGGGAUGUUCGGCAAUUGUCAAGCUGCUAUAGGCUGCAAGAGGCUGCAUAUCUGCGAGAAGUACCUGAACCUUGACUGCAGCUGCCCGAGGAACCAUGACUUUAAUGACCAACAGCCAUUAAAAAUUCUGCAGGAGAAAGGGGUGCCUGACGACCUCAUUCGUUCCUUGAGGUCAGUUUACGCAAACAUAGUGGCUUUGAGGUACUCUGACUACAGGGCCAACCUUCAACAGCGAGGUGGUUUCCAGGGCAACAGAGGCAACAGGGGCAACGGAGGCAACAGGGGAAACCAGUACAACAGAGGCAACAGGGGCAACAGAGGCUACAGGGGCAACAGAGGCUACAGGGGCAACAGAGGAAACCAGGGCAACAGAGGCAAUCGAGGCAACGGAGGAGACCAGGGCCAUUGUCAACAGCAGCCGUCAACCUGUUCCAACAGUGACAUCCUGCUUGAUAUCGACAGCUUUGAUCUGUAUACUGAAUGUGGUCUACAGGACAGCGACUGGCAGAAGCUGAAUUCCUCCACCAGUGACAUCUCGGUCGCUGCCAGCGACACUGACAGCGUUGAUGGUCACAACAGAAAAAGAACAAGAAGACGGAAUAACCGCGGCAACAGGGGUAAUAGGGGCAACCAUCAACAGCCUCAGAGAGCCCUUUCCACUAAUGACCUCCUUGCUGCCAUCAACGCCUUAAGUGACGAUGGACCAAACAAAAGCUCCAGUGUCAUCUCUGCUGCCGCUGCAGCCGACAUCGGUGAUGCAAGCAGCGCCGACGGUCCGAAAGCCAGUCUAAUGCCAAAUCCAAUUGAAACCUUAACAUUUCACAGAGGUAGAGGUGGUAACAUUGGCAGCAGGGCCAAUAGGGGUAACCAUCACCAGCUGCAGCGGACCCAUUCCACUGGUGACAUCACUGCUGCUGUCAACAACGAGGAAAAACGUGAUGAUGGGCCGAACAGAGGAGAAAGGCGAAGGCCUGUCAGAGAUAAAACUGAGAUAUGCAUGUUCUUCAUCAAAGGACACUGUAUACACGAGGAUCGAUGCUUUAAAGCUCAUGACAAGAUGCCGUACAGAUGGGAGGUCAGAGAGAAUGACCAGUGGACCGCCAUGCCUGAUAGCGAGGCGAUUGAGAGGGACUACUGUGAUCCCUCAAAAACAAACAGUAGCAGCAGCCCACUGGUGCAUUUUGACACGAUGACCUGUGGCCCUAACAAAGUCCGACGACUCUCCACCAUUAACUCUUUGCUUGAGCCAACCUUCAUCCACACCACUGAGUGGCUUUGGUACUGGGAGGAUGAGUUUGGGAAGUGGAACCUGUAUGCUUCAUCUGAUGGCAAACACAAAGCAGCAGACAUGGACAGCGCCAAACUGGAGCAGAAGUUUCUGGACAACGACAAAGAUGUGGUGGAGUUCACUGCCGGUUCACAGUCGUACUCACUGAGUUUCCAGGACAUGAUACAAAUAAACAAGCAAUAUGGCACGAAGAAGGUUGUGAAAAGACGACCCCGGUUUGCUUCGGCGGCUGAUGUUCGAGCGAGGAGAGUGAGGCCUCUUGGUAGAGUUAAUAUCGCCGCCAUGCCAGAUCACUGGGACAAGACACAGAUCCCUCAAAUAGGAUUCAAGCGUGUCUCCCUCCAGAGCUCCUCAGAUGAGUUUAAGGAGAUCAAGGCUGUUUUCUGCAAAACCAUGACGGGAUUUGACAUUGUUGGAAUCGAGAGGAUUCAGAACAAAACUCUCUGGGACAGCUUUCAGCUGAAGAAAAUGCAGAUGAAGGACAAGAACGGCGGGCGCCAUGUGACAGAGAAGCAACUCUUCCACGGCACCGACAACCAAUACGUGGACGCCAUCUGCCAGGACAACAUCGACUGGAGACUCUGCGGAACCCACGGGACUGCUUACGGCAAAGGUAGUUAUUUUGCCCGGGAUGCCAAGUACUCCCACAGCUACACCAGUGGCUCUGAUGUCAGAUCCAUGUUCGUCGCGCGGCUGCUGGUGGGACACUACACCAAGGGCUCCUCCAGCUACGUCCGGCCUCCUCCUAAGGACAGCGGGGACCGCUAUGACAGCUGCGUGGAUGACGUUCUGAAUCCCUCCAUCUAUGUUGUUUUUGAGAUGCAGCAGAUCUACCCCGAGUACCUGCUGCAGUACACGACCACGCACCCGCUUGCUGAUAUUUACGGUGCUGCGUCUGCACCAGCACCGAAACCGGCACCAGCACCGAAACCGGCACCAGCUCCGAAACCGGCACCAGCUCCGAAACCAGCACCAGCUCUGAAACCCACUGUUUCUGUUCAUCAACCCAGCACAUCCUCAUACCGACCCAGCAUGUCCUCAUAUCAACCCAACACAUCCUUAUAUCAACCCAGCACAUCCUUAUAUCAACCCAGCACAUCCACAUACCGAGCCAGCACAUCCUCAUAUCAACCCAGCACAUCCACAUACCGAGCCAGCACAUCCUCAUAUCAACCCAGCACAUCCACAUACCGAGCCAGCACAUCCUCAUAUCAACCCAGCACACCCUCAUAUCAAUCCAGGGCACAAGAUUUCUCAAAUCAGUACCAAAGCUUCCGGUCUUCUUCCACACCUUCCUCACCAACCCCGAAAGCAGAUAAAUCGUCCUGUGUCAUUGCUUAGGGUCAGAGCUGAAGUGAGGGGCAGUCUUUAUUUUUCUUUUAAUGGAUAAUGACAUAUAAAGAUGCUCAGUGGCCCUUCUGCAGAAUGUUUUGGGUAACUUUGGCGAAUAAAUGAUUGUUACUUAGUAUAUUCAAAGUGUAUUCAAUGAGUAGAGUGGCUGUCAGGCAGCACAUGGCGAGUGAAAGACAACAUGACACGAAAUAUUCUUAAUCACAGAAAUGAAAAUAGCCAAGUAGGCGUUCACAAUCGCCCAGUUUUCACCCAAGUGUAACACAAAUUUUGGAAAGAAAUUUCCAGAGAAAUGUAAAAGAAAAUGGCAAUGAAUGUUUUUUUUUUAAUCCCACUACUGCCGUGGGAAUAUUAAGCGAUGAGUAAUGGAGACAGACAGCAUUACCGAAGAAGCGAGAGCAAAACACGAUGCAGGAAUGACACUGCUGUUUGUUUCAUUGGUGUUUCCAGUGCAGAAGCUUCAGUCGAUGUUAUGACUUGUGCAUCUGCUGACAUACCUCUUUGUCACAUUUUGCUGUAAUCAGUACACCAACUGCGUUCACCACUACACAACUUUCUUUUUCUUUCUUUCUUUCUUUGUUUCUUUCAAGAAUUUCAAGAGUUUCUAAUGCACACUUUUUUUUUUAAAGUACACAAAUGAAAAAAUUGUGUAAUAACCUGUUCACGGAAGUGCACUUAAAGUGGGUGGUUUGUGGUAAUCAACACAAAUGCAUGUGAAAUCAGUUUGUUUAGAAGUUUGCUCAGCAAAAAAGUUAUGCCUAUUACAUUUAAAUACUCAUACUCAAUGGGGGAAUGUUAUUCAUCAUCAUAUUUAGAUAUUUAUUUUUUCACCCUCCCUAACAAGUGGAGGGCGACGAACUCCUGUGUCCAAAAAUAGGGUGUAAAAUGAAUAUCUUUAUUGAGAGGAUGUAAGUGAGAUUUUGUGUUUACGGUUAUUGAUUCUAUAAAGCACCACUUGCAGAUUUGGUGUUGAGUGAUUCCUUUGCUUAAUAUUCCACCGGCACUAAUAGUCCUUCCAUUUUGCAAAGCGUUGUACUGUUUGCAAACACUAUUGAUCCUGUGCAUUGAAAAUAAACACUAUCCUCUUGCUCACUGUUAAA
Acanthopagrus latus (yellowfin seabream) is the source of this 5178-nucleotide messenger RNA. RefSeq lists its product as uncharacterized. The transcript has 12 exons. The record is from RefSeq and is a predicted model, not a curated record. Lineage: Eukaryota; Metazoa; Chordata; Actinopteri; Spariformes; Sparidae. Gene Ontology annotation, molecular function: NAD+ poly-ADP-ribosyltransferase activity; metal ion binding. The coding region runs from base 1001 to 4069 and encodes 1022 amino acids.